AUGCCUAGUUCUACCAAACUUCCUACCCGUACUUUGGGACGCAAUGGUCCUGAAAUUCCAGCCCUCGGUCUCGGUCUCAUGGGCCUCAGCACUUUCUACGGAAAACCCGGUUCAGAUGAAGAGCGUUUUGAGUUUCUUGAUCGUGCUUAUGAGCUAGGAUGCACCCAUUGGGAUUCAGCUCAAAUGUACGGCGAUAACGAAGUACUUUUGGGUAAAUGGUUCACAAGAACUGGAAAACGCAGUGAGAUCUUUUUGACUACCAAGUUUGGUAACCAUGUCACACCGGAAGGUGGUCGUGAAAUCCGCAAUGAUGCAGAGUACAUUCGUUCAUCUGUGGCGGAGAGUUUUAAGAAACUCCAAACUGAUUACAUAGAUUUACUCUACUGUCAUCGAUUCACUGGAACUAUUCCAGUCGAGACAAUCGUUACCGUUAUGAAGGAAUUUGUUGAUGCUGGCAAAGUCCGCUACUUGGGACUCAGCGAGUGUGGCGUUGACACUCUCGAACGUGCCGUCAAAAUUCACCCCAUUCACGCGUACCAAAUUGAGUACAGUCCAUUCUCAAUGGAUGUUGAGAAACCCGAAGUUGGGCUUCUCGACUGCUGCAAGAGACUCGGCAUAGCACUUGUGGCCUACUCACCAUUGGGUCGUGGUAUUCUCACUGGUCAGUACCGAUCAGUUGAUGACUUCGACAAGGACGAUUUCCGACGCACCAUUCCCCGUUUCGCCACACAGGAGAAUUUCGACAAGAACUUAAAGCUUGUUGACACUAUUACUGCCAUUGGUAAAACCAAGAAUGCAUCACCGGGUCAAGUAACACUUGCUUGGAUGAUGAAGCAAGAUCCCCUCAUUUUCCCUAUUCCAGGUACCAAGAAGAUCAAGUAUUUGGAAGAAAAUAUUGGAGCUCUUUACUUGGAGAUUUCGGAUGAAGAGGACAAGGAAAUUAGACAUGCAAUUGAGAGUGCUGAGGUGGUUGGCACCAGAGUUGCUGAGCAUCUUAUGGGUGUUCUUGUGGUUGAUACUCCUCCUCUUGCCAAUUGA
Messenger RNA from Sclerotinia borealis F-4128, 1038 nucleotides. The record is from the annotation of a GenBank genome assembly. Lineage: Eukaryota; Fungi; Ascomycota; Leotiomycetes; Helotiales; Sclerotiniaceae.